AUGAGACGGAUCUCUGAAGGUUUUUCCAUAAUUCCAACUCUAAUUCUAUCAUUCUGUCUGCUAUCACUGGACGUGUCCCGUCAUCUCUGUCCGGAGAUCACACCAAACCUCAGCAUGAUGUCUCCAGACUCCAUCUCUUUUUUAGUCUCCUCAGUCUUGGGACUGGUCUUGGCAAUCCCUUCUAACACUUGUAUUGUGAUGGGUAAUCUGGACAUCAUCAGAAAGAAAGGGAAGUUGAGUCCCUCCGAUGUGAUCUUUCUGGGGAAGGGAAUUGUGAAUAUUCUCCUCCAGUGUGUGCUGAGCGUACAGGGAAUGCUCUAUGUCUUGUGUCCAGAAAUCCUAUACAUUAGACAAGUUUAUGGAUUUGUGAACACAUCAGUUUUCUUCCUAACAUGUUACAACUUCUGGUUGAUCUUCUGGCUCUCGGCUCAUUACUGUACCAGCAUCACCAAUCUCAGCUAUGGGUUCUUCAUCUGGAUAAAGAGAAUUGUGUCCAAUUUCCUGAGUCACCUUCUAUUCCUGACAGCACUUGGGGUGUUCAUUGUGAGUGUCCCGGCCUUCUGGACUGUCAAUGCAGAAAGUCCUCUCCAGUUUUUUGAGAACAGUACAGAAGCCUCUGUUAGCAGAUUGCGUUCCAUUAGUUCCUAUUUUGUGCCUGUGACCUUCCUAGGCUGCAUUCUUCCAUUCUGCCUUAGUCUUCUGUGUCUGGUCCUCACUUCCUCCUUUCUGCUCAGACACGUCUGGAGGGUGAAGAAUAACGACUCGGGAUCAACACGUCCAAAUCUUCAGGCUCAUGUCACGGCACUGAGGACAAUCUUCUUCUUACUUCUCAUGUUCAAGCUCUUCUGCAUAAUUCGCAUAUUUAUGUUAUUUAGAGAUUCCCCAAAGUUAAUACCUAUUGUCAAUUGGAACUUACGAUUAUUGUCUCAAUCGGUGGAGGCCGCCAUCAUCUUCCAGGCCAGCAAAAAGCUGAGAAGGAUCAUUCUGAGAAAAUUCUGGACCAGAAGCAGGAGGAACACAGAGACUUAA
Messenger RNA from Rana temporaria (common frog), 1029 nucleotides. Its product is annotated as taste receptor type 2 member 40-like. Gene Ontology annotation, cellular component: membrane. The transcript has a single exon. Bases 1 to 1029 code for a protein of 342 amino acids. Gene Ontology annotation, biological process: G protein-coupled receptor signaling pathway; sensory perception of taste; detection of chemical stimulus involved in sensory perception of bitter taste. NCBI's taxonomy places the organism in Eukaryota, Metazoa, Chordata, Amphibia, Anura, Ranidae. The record is from RefSeq and is a predicted model, not a curated record. Gene Ontology annotation, molecular function: bitter taste receptor activity; G protein-coupled receptor activity.